CUUCACAAUCUCAAUCAUUCAUUCAUUCACUGUUUAGUUUCCUACAUUUUCUUUGAUUUUUCGCAGUUUAGGUUACAGUGAUGAAGCCGUUGCUGUUAUGUUUUGCUUUUGCUGUGAUCGUCGGCAUCGGAAAUGCGGCGGUGAUGGACACCGGAGGGCUUAGCAGAGACAGUUUUCCGAAGGGAUUUGUGUUCGGAACUGCAACUUCAGCUUAUCAAGUUGAAGGGAUGGCUAAUAAAGGCGGCCGAGGACCUUGCAUUUGGGAUGUUUAUGUUAAACAACCAGGCCAUAUUGCUAAUAAUGAUACUGCUGACGUUGCUGUUGACCAGUACCACCAUUACAAGGAAGAUGUAGAUUUGUUGGCAAAUUUCAAUUUUGAUGCUUAUCGGUUCUCUAUUUCAUGGUCAAGGAUCUUUCCAGAGGGUGUUGGAAGAGUAAAUUGGGAGGGAGUUGAUUAUUACAAUAGGUUGAUCAAUUACUUGGUUAAGAAAGGUAUUACUCCGUAUGGGAACUUGUACCAUUACGAUCUCCCUCAAGCUCUUCAGGAGAAGUACAAUGGGUUCUUGAACCGUCAAAUUGUGGAAGAUUAUGCUGAUUAUGCAGAGUUUUGUUUCAAGACAUUUGGUGAUAGAGUCAAGAACUGGUUUACAUUCAAUGAACCCAGGAUCGUGGCUGCUCUUGGCUUUGAUAAUGGCAUCAAUCCUCCUUCAAGGUGUUCCAAAGAAGUUGGAAAUUGCACUGAUGGAAACUCCGCCAUUGAGCCUUACAUUGUUGGACAUAAUUUGAUCUUAUCCCAUGCUGAAGCAGUUAAAAGAUAUCGUGAAAAAUACCAGGCAAAGCAAAAAGGGAGUAUUGGUAUUCUCUUGGAUUUUAAUUGGUAUGAACCUCUCACAAGAUCAAAAGCUGAUAACUAUGCAGCUCAAAGAGCUAGAGAUUUUCAUGUUGGCUGGUUUCUACAUCCCAUUCGGUAUGGCGAGUAUCCCAGAACAAUGCAAGAAAUAGUCGGCAAAAGGCUGCCGAAGUUUACUGAGGAAGAGGUUAAGAUGGUGAAUGGUUCAUUUGAUUAUGUAGGCAUUAACCAAUAUACUACUAGCUAUAUUUCUAAUCCUACAACACCAUCAAAUGUUACAAGCUACCAAUCAGAUUGGAAUGCAGCCUUUGCCAAUGCAAAGUAUGGAGUGCAAAUUGGUCCAAGAGCAAAUUCUUGGUGGCUUUACAUUGUCCCUUGGGGUAUGUACAAAACUGUGACUUAUAUAAAAGAGCGGUACGGGGACAUGAAUGUUAUUAUCUCAGAAAAUGGUAUGGAUGACCCUGGAAAUGCUACACUUCCAAAUGGAUUGAAGGACACCACAAGGAUAAAGUUUUUCAAGGAUUACAUGACUCAGUUGAAGAAAGCCAUUGAUGAAGGAGCCAACGUGACCGGCUAUUUUGCGUGGUCGUUGUUGGAUAACUUUGAAUGGUUAUUAGGAUAUACUUCAAGGUUUGGCAUCGUUUACGUUGAUUACAACAAUCUCAAGAGAUACCCCAAGAUGUCUGCUUAUUGGUUCAAACAAUUACUUGAAAAGAAGCAAUGAAUUGCAGCAAGAAUCAGUUCAUUGAGAGGGAUAAUGGGAAACAAAAUAAAAAGUAGGAGGAUUAGCAUUGAAAAUGCUAGAAGUUUUCUUUUGAGCUGUUUCCUUAGGCCUUAGUUUUUUUUUUUUUCCUUUUUAGAUCCAAAUAAUUAGCUUGUAUCUUAGGUUUUGUUUCAUAAUGAUAAAGCGACGGUUGUGUAUUUUGGAUGUGGUUAUUAUGAUUAUAGACGUAAUAAAUGCUAUUGCGAGAUA
This is a messenger RNA of Gossypium raimondii (Peruvian cotton), 1823 nucleotides long. RefSeq names its product beta-glucosidase 44. The transcript has 10 exons. Gene Ontology annotation, biological process: carbohydrate metabolic process. NCBI's taxonomy places the organism in Eukaryota, Viridiplantae, Streptophyta, Magnoliopsida, Malvales, Malvaceae. The coding region runs from base 81 to 1574 and encodes 497 amino acids. Gene Ontology annotation, molecular function: beta-glucosidase activity. The record is from RefSeq and is a predicted model, not a curated record.